AUCCGGGUUGUUGCAGGAUCUCACGGGCUUUAAACUGCGGCGCCGCGGCGCGCGGGUGCGGAUCUCCAGAUGGGAGCUGGGGAUGGGCUGGUUGCCCGGCGGGUGGCACGUUGCCGCCUCGGGCCCCGGAGACCUUCACCCCGCCGCCUACCCAGGCGGGCCGGCCCUGCCCGUCCACCGGCGGCCGAGAGUCCCCGGCCUUGGGCCCCAGGGGCCGCUGACUGGCCUCGGUCACCUCUCGGGGAAGACUCCCGCGUCUCCAUCUGCCCCAGGAAGGGACCCGCUUCUCGCCCGCGAGGCUUCUCCAGGUGGGAUCGCCCUGGCCCCCGGCCCUAAGGGACCCGCCCCCUCCGAGCAUCCGCCGCCCCUCGGAGACCACUCCAGCUCAGAGGGACCCACUUCAGCCACCGCUGCACGCGGGAGCGCUCAUCCUUCCCACCUGCUCCUUCCCUCCUCCUUCUCCUGUGGGACCACCAGAGACCCCAGCUCCCCGCUCCCCAAGUGUGGGGCCUCCGACGCGAACGCCUCUGCUCGCAAGGCGGUGAGCGCAGAUCCCACGGGGCCCUCGGUCGGGGGUCAAGGCUGCCUCCGUUUCCAUCCCGGACCCGACAACGGGCCGGAAAAAGACUUUGCACGACUGCGCGGCGGAGUUCACCGACCUGGUGGUGUAGCAGCCCCUGACUGAGCACAGUGACUCUGGGGACACGUCUGUGGUGGAGACCCUUUCCUGCACGGCCUGCGAGCUGCAUAUGCGCGUGCCCAGGGACCGCAUCCCGGAGCACCUGUCCUCGGGCAGGCACUACAGGAACCGCAGACUCAUCCGCAGCACGGCCUGCGGACGCCCAUUCUCGUGUAAGUGUCAGUGCCAACGCUAGUAUUUCAGGAGACAUCCCAGCGGGCUGCCGGCUAUUUUAGGAUUCUCUGCCCUGCAAAAGUUUCCGAAGUAUGUGGACAGGCCGCCUGAUGACACUACGUUUACGGAUCUGCUAGUGGCUUGCCCACUUGGGGAGUAACCCUGUGAAGUCUUGCAGUUUGAUUAAAGUGUGCGUGGCCACCCGAAUGCUGCCUUAUCACAAGCCAGAUACAUACUGGUCUGCAGGGUGACUCCCCGCUUUUGAUCCUCUGAGAUGAUUGUGGACUGGGUGCUGUGAGUCCUACCACUUUGUUUAAAUGAAUGUGUCUUUUGUCCAGCUCGGCCGCCUCGGAUCUCACUGCCACCGGCCUUCACGCACACCCUCACCACCAGCCUUUGCCCCGUCAGCCUCAGCCCCAGCUCAUUCUCUCAGGCAGUCCCAGCAUUGGCAUGGUACCUCCUCCCGCCGUGGGCCGCACGUCUCUGCUCCCUGUCAACCCUACUGCCAUCAGCAUCACCACAAGCGACUUGUCUGCCCAGGAGGAUGCAACACCAUCUGCCUCCACCCGCCACCUUUCAGUGUCUUCUGCUUUCCAAGUAAAGACACCAGCAGUGCCCUCAGAGCGGACCAGCCAGAGAUUUUCCGAAGCCUCCCAUAGGGUGCUCCGUGGAGGAGGCCUGAGAUGCUGUCAUGACUUUGGAGCCAGGGUGGCCGACCACCUUGGCCUGGCCAUCUUUGGGGUGGGCUUUGGGAGCCCAGCACUGCUGCCGGGUGUGGUGGAUGAGAACGGCGGCUGCUGCUGCUUGCUGUACGUGAUGGAGGACCAGCUGUGUGGCGUGGAGCGAGCCUUCAGAGCUGAGCUUGGCCAACACCAGAGUGGUUCGGAAACAGGAUGCGGACAUUGUCCUCAACGACCAGCGAUAUGGCUGCCUUAAAAGAUGCAGAGACUGUUAUGAUCAGCAUGAAGUUUCCCUGUGGGGCUAUGGUCAGCGUGGACGUCAGCCAGCACCGUACAGACAGCUGUGACCAGGGAUUGGAGGUGACCCCCUGCCCUUUUCCACCCCUCGCCAGUCCACUGUGAAAAGCUGGGUUCGUUCUAUGGGUUAGAUAGAGGUCGUCAGCCGGGUUGAUUGUGCGGGUUAGAGAGAAGUUGUCACCCGGCCACCCUCAGCUGGGUUGAUUGUGCGGGUUAGAGAGAAGUUGUCACCCGGCCACCCUCAGCUGGGUUGAUUGUGCGGGUUAGAGAGAGGUUGUCACCCGGCCACCCUCAGCUGGGUUGAUUGUGCGGGUUAGAGAGAGGUCGUCACCUGGCCACCCUCAGCUGGGUUGAUUGUGCGGGUUAGAUAGGGGUUGUCACCCGGCCACCCUCAGCUGGGUUGAUUGUGCGGGUUAGAGAGAGGUCAUCACCCGGCCACCUUCAGCUGGGUUGAUUGUGCGGGUUAGAUAGGGGUCAUCACCCGGCCACCCUCAGCUGGGUUGAUUGUGCGGGUUAGAGAGAGGUCAUCAGCCGGGUUGAUCCUGCUGGUUAAAUAGAGGUCAUCACCUGGCCAUCCCCAGUUGGAGCACAUGCAGCACACCUUGUGCACAGUCAGUGCUCAGUAAAUAUUCGUUUUAGUUUUCUGGUGAGAGCCACAUCUUCAGGUUUUGAAGAGAGUUCGUUCUCUGGCUUCUGGGCCUCCAGGAGCUGUUUUGUGACAGUGGCUUUCCUUUACAUUGGCUGUUGCUCUACAGAAGCCUGUGCUUCCUUGGCCGUUACAUGGAAAGCCGGUGUUGGUCACGGUGUGCCAUGGGAAGUGAUAAUGACGGUCCUGGAAGGCCUGCGUCAUGUGUCACCUGCCCGCCCCACCCCCACCAGCAAAAGCCCUGGUGGUGUUCAGUCAUCCCCUUCCCCUCCCCACUUCCCGUGCUCGGCCUGGUUAACUCCUGUCUUGCCAUGGCUCCCAGGUGCGUGGGUCCCAAGGCACACUGCAGAUGGAGAAUCAGAAUCCCUUGGGCAUCACCGGGCGGGGCACGUCCCUGUCCCUCGGCUCCCAGACCCAGGCUAGCCGCUACCAGGACUCGUAUCGAGAGCUCUUCAGCUACUUUGUCAGAACCCUUAAAGGUGGGUGACGUUCUCAGGAGGAACCUGGGAUGUUCCGAUGCUCAACGGGUAGAUGCCUUCCAGGCUGCAGUCAGUGCAGAUGAUAUGCCAAUUUCAGGUGGAAAAUUGCAUUCCAGAUGCUGGGUUCAGAUUUGAAAUUGUCCAUCUCAGUGAUCAUUUGCGUUGCUUGUACUUGAGGAAGAUUCUGAGAGAUGCUCCUUUGGGGUUCCGUGCAUGUACCAUGUUGCCUGACAUGUCCUAAGAAAUCUUCUAGAACUCCGAGGUUUAUAAAAUGAUGACUACUUCUGAACUCCUGAGAUCUAGUGGAUACCACGUGUCCUGGAGAUAGGACGCCUUCUACCCUCUGUCAGUCAUGGGGGUGACUGGGAACCAGGGAGGUGGAACAGAAUUCCGGGACCUGGGUUGGGCUUGUCCAAGAGGGGCAGGUGGGUCUCUCUAGGACCAGUGUCCCACCCCGAGCCAGUGGCCCCUUCACAUGUCCCAACAAGAAUACUGUCUGGCUCUGAUGUGUUGGGUUUUAUCCUGAAUCUGUGCAAAUGUGCAGGGAAAGAACCUCCUGAAAUCACCAAAGAGCAGUUCCUCAGGGCCUUCCGGGUGGCUGCGGCCACGGAGCAGUCGUGGUGGAGCCGGUCAGCUGUGGCCCUGCCCUGCGAAUCGGCAGAGGCCUCCGUGGUGAAGACAGAAGCUCCGUGAACCAACCCGAGGCUGGAGCCAAGAUCCUGCCCAAUAUCCAGUUGCCUGUUUCUCUUCUCACUGUUACUGAGAGAGGGAGACAGAACCUUUUGGCGAUCUUGUCCUCACUGGAGACUCAGAACAGGAAGCAUUGGGAAACCAUGUGUGUUUCAUUUCUGGUGCGACCAGGCUUUCCAGGAUGUGACUUCAGACUGAGGACACAAGUUGGGCUUGCUUAGCUGUUUUGUGUUGCGCGCCGGCCGCAGAGAUGCUCUUCCCGUCAGAGUUCCCUUGGCAGGGCCUCGGAGGCCUCUGGUUGACUGUCUCAGGAAGAGGGCAGGUCAGGGAUUGGAUAGUGUAAAUUGACCCAGAAACCUGCGGUUUCAGCUUUUCUGUGGCAAACAGGGCCGAGGGCUGGUGAAGCUGUUAAGACUAAAUGUGGCAUGCAUGAGGCAGACUGCAGGCCUCCUUAGGCCUUUUUUGGGGUAAUUACAUCAGUAUUUAAAAACAUUUUUUUUUGUUUGUUUUGAGACGGAGUCUCGCCCUGUCACCCAGGCUGGAGUGCAGUGGUGCAAUCUCGGCUCACUGCAACCUCUGCCUCCCGGGUUCAAGUGAUUCAUCUGCCUCAGCCUUCUGAGUAGCUGGGAUUACAGGCAUGCGCCACCACACCCGGCUAAUUUUUGUGUUUUUAGUAGAGACAGGGUUUCACCAUGUUGGCCAGGCUGGUCUCGAACUACUGACCUCAUGAUCCACCUGCCACGGCCUCCCAAAGUGCUGGGAUUACAGGCGUGAGCCGCCGUGCUCGGCCUAAAAAACAAUUUUCUUGAAGAAUCUGAUUUUGUGCAUAGUAAUGACACAGCACCAUUCCAGAGAAAUAGGAAAUAUAUGUGUGUGGUAUGAGAAGCCCAUAUUCUGUUCUUGUCGCCUGAAUCUAGGCUUCCUCUCUGGAUGUGAGCGCAGGAGUGAACGGCGGCUGUUUUCCCCCCAAAGGGGUGUGGAGACCUUUUGGAAACAGGCCUUCUCCUUUCCGUUUUGCAGCCAGGUGGUGUAGGUACCUUCGAAGCCAGGUACCUUCGAAGGGUAGUGCCUUGGGGAGCAGCAGACCUGCUCCGAGUCCAGCUUAGCUUUCCAAAAUUCUGUGUGGAACCUACUGGAAAUGUUUUUAUAUAUUUGAAAAUCAUGGUGUGUAUUUCUCAUGCUAUAGUUAAAAAAAAAUAACCUUUUAAACAAAGAUAUUCAAACUCA
Messenger RNA from Cercocebus atys (sooty mangabey), 4872 nucleotides. RefSeq names its product putative TP73 antisense gene protein 1. Lineage: Eukaryota; Metazoa; Chordata; Mammalia; Primates; Cercopithecidae. The record is from RefSeq and is a predicted model, not a curated record.